This is a messenger RNA of Ziziphus jujuba (common jujube), 1947 nucleotides long. RefSeq names its product dihydrofolate synthetase. Gene Ontology annotation, molecular function: tetrahydrofolylpolyglutamate synthase activity; ATP binding. Gene Ontology annotation, cellular component: cytoplasm; cytosol; mitochondrion. The transcript has 10 exons. Bases 5 to 1681 code for a protein of 558 amino acids. The record is from RefSeq and is a predicted model, not a curated record. NCBI's taxonomy places the organism in Eukaryota, Viridiplantae, Streptophyta, Magnoliopsida, Rosales, Rhamnaceae. Gene Ontology annotation, biological process: tetrahydrofolylpolyglutamate biosynthetic process.
GCAGAUGAAAUAUCUCAAAUUUCUGAGCCAAUGCCAAAUUCUGAAUCGUAGGAAUUCGCUUCAAGCUUCAGAAGUUGGUUUCGGGUUUGUAAAAUAUGGAGGUUCUUCCCGGAAAUCCUUGUGUACCCGCUCGGAGGACACGGUGCUGAAGGACUUCAUGGAGUACUUGGAUGCUCUGAAGAACUAUGAGAAAUCGGGCGUGCCCAAAAGUGCGGGUACUGAUUCCGACGAAGGAUUUGAUCUUGGUCGAAUGAGACGGCUGAUGGAGCUACUGGGUAAUCCUCAGUCUAACUUCAAGGCGGUUCACAUUGCUGGGUCCAAAGGAAAAGGAUCAACUGCUGCAUUUCUCUCCAGUAUUUUGAGGGCAGAAGGGUAUUCAGUUGGUUGUUACACAAGCCCACAUAUCCAAACAAUCAGAGAGCGUAUAUCAUUGGGAAGAUUUGGUGAGCCAGUGGCAGCAAAGGCAUUGAAUUCUCUUUUUAAUAGGACUAAAAAAAUUAUCGAUCAGGCGGUGGAACUUGAAAAUGGGUGCAUAAGUCAUUUUGAGGUUCUGACUGCAAUGGCUUUCACACUUUUUGCGCAAGAGAAUGUUGACAUUGCCGUUAUUGAGGCUGGGUUGGGAGGUGCACGAGAUGCAACCAAUGUUAUUUCAAGCUCUGGACUUGCCCUAUCAGUUAUUACCACAAUAGGUGAGGAACAUAUGGCUGCACUUGGGGGUUCUUUGGAAAGCAUUGCAGUGGCAAAAUCUGGAAUCAUUAAACACGGCUGUCCAGUCGUGCUGGGUGGACCAUUUCUCCCACAUAUUGAGUGCAUUCUCCGUAAUAAAGCAUCCUCAAUGCAUUCACCUGUAAUAUCAGCUUAUGAUACUGGCAACCAGAGUAAAAUUAAAGGCAUUAGCAUUCACAAUGGUAGACCUUGCCAAUCUUGUGACAUAGUGAUACAAGUUGAAAGUGAAAUAAACCUGUUCAUUGAGUUGUUUGAUGUACAAUUAUAUAUGCUUGGAAGUCACCAGCUUCAAAAUGCAGCAACUGCCACUUGUGCAGCACUUUGCCUUCGUAACUUAGGAUGGAAAAUCUCAGACAGAUCAAUCAAGGAUGGUUUACAGCAUACUCACUUGCUCGGCAGAAGUCAAUUUCUGACAUCCAAGGAAGCUGAAGCAUUAGGAGUAUCUAAACCAAUGAUAAUGCUUGAUGGAGCCCACACCAAAGAAUCUGCUAAAGCGUUGGUGGAGACCAUACAGAUGACUUUUCCAAGGGCACGUUUGGCUCUAGUGGUUGCCAUGGCCAGUGACAAAGACCAUGUAGGUUUCGCAAGGGAGUUCCUUUCAGGUGGACAAUUGGAGGGUGUCCUAUUGACAGAAGCUGACAUUGCUGGGGGGAAAUCUCGGACAGCUGCAGCUUCAUUUUUAAGAGAUUGUUGGAUAAAAGCUUCAGAAGAGUUGGGAAUAACCCUUGUGCAUGAUAAAAUGUCAGACUACCAAGAACUAUUCAAUGAUCAAUUAGAUUGUUCUGCAAGUACAAUUCAAAACAGAACCAUAUUGGCUGUGGAGGCUUCAUUUUUGUCUUCCAUGAAGAUUGCAGAUCAGAUUCUCAGAAAAAGAACAGGGAAUGGAUUUGGAAUUAUUGUGGUUACAGGAUCUUUGCAUAUCGUUUCAUUGGUGUUAGCUACUCUUCAUGGUUGAUAUAUAUAUAUAUAUAUAUAUAUAUAUAUGUUGCUUGAGAGAAUUUUUGCAUUAUAGUAGGAGCAACCACAUCUUGCUAAGACUAUAUUUUAAUAUAUGCUUCUUUGUAUUUUGGACAAUUAAACUAACAUUCGUGUUAGAACUUCAUGAUUGCCUGUUAGCGGGUAUGUGUGUAUAUUGCAAGCGAUUCAUGCUAUUAUUCCUGUAACAAAAAACUAAUUUCUAUCCAUUGAGAAGACAAAAUCGCUUUCAAUUGGUGUUGAUUA